AUGCGGGAAACCGAAAAGAAUCCCCUUCACAGGGGUUCAAUAAAGGAGUCGCCAGCGAACAACCUGGAAGAUCAUGACACAGCUCACAGUGGCGUGCUCGACGAUCGUGAAGCGGAGAAGGUCCUUCCUUACGACGCGGAUGACUCGCCUUUUCCGGAGGUGCGAGCAGUCGUUCCACCAGUGGAUGACGUCGAGUUGCCUAUAAACACCGUCCGAAUGUGGACUAUUGGCAUUCUCUUCACGAUUAUCGGGAGUGGGCUGAAUCAAUUCUUUAGCCUGCGACAGCCGAGUGUAAAAAUCAGUGCGCUGGUCGCACAGCUUAUAGCUUUCCCGAUUGGGUGUGCAUGGGCACGGUGGAUGCCAUUGGGUUGGCUGAACCCAGAUCGCCGAUUCAACAUCAAAGAACAUGCCUUGAUCACGAUCAUGGCCAAUGUUUCAUUUGGGUCGGCUUCUGCCACACAAAUUAUCGAGGCAAUGGUCAAAUUCUAUAAGAUGCCGUCAGAGGGCGGAUUUCAGGUCCUCUUAUGCAUUACUACGCAGCUAUUUGGGUUCGGCGUAGCUGGGAUGGUUUCACGCUGGCUCGUGGAACCUGCGACUAUGAUCUGGCCGCAGGUCCUGUCGAACGCAGCUCUUCUCACCACCCUUCAUUCUAGAGCCAACCGAGUCGCUGAUGGCUGGGCUAUCACGCGAAUCAGGUUCUUCCUCUUCGUUUUCGUUGGUGGCGCAGUCUGGUAUUUCGUCCCAGGAUACCUCUUUGCUGGCUUGAGUUUCUUCAGCUUUAUAUGUUGGGCUGCACCGACCAACGUUGUGGUCAAUCAGCUCUUCGGACAGAAGUCCGGACUUGGGAUGUCUCUGCUCACUUUCGAUUGGUCCCAAGUCGUUUUCGCAAAUGAUAGCCCUCUCCUCGUCCCCUUCUGGGCAGGGUUGAAUGUCAUGGGCUCCUUUAUGCUGUUCUUUUGGAUUCUUGUCCCCAUAAUCUAUUACACAAAUACGUGGUAUUCUGCGUAUUUACCGCUCCUGGAUUCUAAUACUUUCGACAACACCGGCCGGUUCUAUGAUGUACACCGGGUAAUGAACAAGAACGGCACAGUCGACGCCGAUGCUUAUCGAGACUAUUCUCCGAUGUUCAUACCAGCUGGAUAUGCCGUGACAUAUGGUGUAGCAUUCGCUAAUCUAACGGGGAUCUUCGUGCACACGGCUCUUUACCACGGAAAAGAACUGGUUCAGCAAUGGAGUGGCCGCCAUGAGAGAGACGUCCAUUCUCGUCUCAUGGAAUCAUAUGCCCCAGUUCCGUGGUGGUGGUUCGGAGCAGUGACCCUAUUGAUGUUCAUAUUAAGCAUUGUCACCAAUGAGGUGUGGCACACAGCGCUUCCAGCGUGGGCAGUCCUGCUGGCCUUCGUGCUGCCGAUCAUCUAUUUCAUCCCUGUGGGGAUUGUCAAAGCCCUAACUAAUAUCACGAGCAACCAACUCAACUUGAUUACCGAAUUCAUUGGUGGCUAUGCAUUUCUCGGUAAACCCGUCGCCAACAUGGCUUUCAAGUUUUAUGGAUACGUAACGGUCUCACAGGGUCUAGAAUUUGUAGCUGACAUGAAAUUCGCACACUAUCUCCACAUCGCACCGCGCACACUCUUCUUUGCGCAAGGCCUAGCAACCCUAAUCGGCGCGGUCGUACAAUGUGGCGUAACUGUUUUCAUGAUCACCCGUUUCGACGACAUCUGCACGCCCGAUGCCGACGGCGAUUUCAUCUGUCCCCACGGCCUGGUGACCUACUCUUCCUCCAUCAUCUGGGGUGCCCUGGGCCCAGGUCGCAAUUUCAGCCCAGGCCAAAUAUACGGAAACCUGCUCUGGUUCUUCCUUGCCGGCCCCGUUAUCAUCGUGAUAACAUACCUGCUCGGCCGCCGCUGGAAAGCAGUAAACUACGUCUCGUGGCCCGUUGCAUUCGGAGCCAUGAGCCUUGUCCCGCCGGCCACAGGCAUCAACUUCUCCUCGUGGUGGGUUGUCAAUGUUAUCUUCAAUGGCCUCAUUAAGCGGCGGAGACCGGCUUGGUGGUCGAAGUAUAACUACGUCCUCAGCGCAGCAUUAGAUUCAGGCGUCGCGGUAUCGACCGUCGUUAUAUUCUUUUGUAUCAUGCUACCAGCCGGCCCACUGAAAUGGUGGGGGAAUAAAGUCUUCUUGGAGACGGCCGAUGGACGGGGAACACCGUGGAAGAAUCUUCCUCCGCAGGGUUGGUUCGGGCCUAGUAGUUGGGAGUGA
Messenger RNA from Aspergillus puulaauensis, 2253 nucleotides. It is a transcript of the gene optF, whose product is annotated as small oligopeptide transporter, OPT family. The transcript is spliced from 6 exons. Bases 1 to 2253 code for a protein of 750 amino acids. Gene Ontology annotation, molecular function: oligopeptide transmembrane transporter activity. The record is from RefSeq and is a predicted model, not a curated record. Gene Ontology annotation, biological process: transmembrane transport. NCBI's taxonomy places the organism in Eukaryota, Fungi, Ascomycota, Eurotiomycetes, Eurotiales, Aspergillaceae.